AUGCCCACUCUAGCGUGGCACUUGCGGAGAGCUGGCUCCGAGCACACCGGGCUGUACAUGCACACAGGAGACACAGUGCGCUUUACCGCAAAACACUGUGACUGCCCGGUCACUCGCUCCCCCGCGGAAGUGAGUAUUGCCUGCACCCCUACCAGACAGUUUUACACAGAGAAGAAGCCAUGGAGACUGGGCAGAAUAAUUGGUCAAGGAGGCUUUGGAUUGAUCUAUUCAGCUUCGCAGGAAGUGGACACACCUGUUGGGGAGGACUCUAAUUUUCUCAUUAAAGUGGAUUACCAUGUGGAUUGGCCUCUGUUUUCUGAGCUCAAGUUCCAUCCGAGGGAAACUAAACCUGAGAACAUGCUGAUGUUGAAGGGGAGCAAGAAGCUGGACUUCCUGGUGAUCCCUGCAAACUGGGGAUCAGGACUAGCAGAACACAACAGAACCAGGUACAGGUUCAUGGCGAUGGACCGCCCGGGCAGUGACCUUCAGAAAGUAUGCGAGAGAAAUGGUGACAAGCUAAAGAAACACACAGUACUACAGCUAGGAUGUGUCCUGCUGAAUGUCCUUGAGUAUAUCCAUGACAACGAGUAUGUCCAUGCAGAUGGAAAGAAGGCCAACCUAAUGCUUGGUCACACAGACCCAAACAAGGUUAGCACUAGCGAUGUGUACCUGUCUUACAGGUACAGCCCAGAUGGAGUGCACAAGGAGAACAAGGAAAACCCGAAGAAGGGACACAAACGAACCGUAGAGUACACCAGCAUUGAUGCUCAAAAUGGAGUCGCUCCAUCUAGACGUGGGAACCUGGAGGUGUUGUGCUUCUGUUUGCUCCACUGGCUGUUUUGGGCGCUGCCCUGGGAGGCCAAGGCCAGACUCAUGUGUAAUCUACCUGGCUCGGUGCAGCAGCUGUCUGUGGGUGGAGCUUCCACAUGUUAG
This is a messenger RNA of Oncorhynchus gorbuscha (pink salmon), 933 nucleotides long. RefSeq names its product serine/threonine-protein kinase VRK1-like. Gene Ontology annotation, cellular component: cytoplasm; nucleus. Gene Ontology annotation, molecular function: ATP binding; protein serine/threonine kinase activity. Bases 1 to 933 code for a protein of 310 amino acids. Gene Ontology annotation, biological process: peptidyl-serine phosphorylation; signal transduction. The record is from RefSeq and is a predicted model, not a curated record. The transcript is spliced from 10 exons. Lineage: Eukaryota; Metazoa; Chordata; Actinopteri; Salmoniformes; Salmonidae.